UACUUUUGUAUAUAUAGUGUAGUAGCUAGUUACAUCCUAUCAAACCUGUCGUCUUGUGUGUUUGGUUAGCCUGCUAACUAGUAGCCAAUGUCAGGGCAAGCAAGGUUAGGCAUCAAGCUAGCUAACUUAUCCUAGCAACGAUGCUAGCCGUUUAGCUAGCUAGAAAGCUAAACAUUUGGCUAAUGUUAGCUGGCAUCGGGAGUAUGGGGUAACGUUAGUUACGGCAUGGUGAGGGUGAAUUUAAUUUUCUUCAACAUCUUGCUAGUUAGUUAUCUUGCUAGCUAGUUGUAGCCAAAGGACUUUCUACAAUUUCUAGCCAGCUAGCUAGCAACAUUAGCGAAGCUAGAAGCACAGUCGCAUUGGCUAGCUAGCAAUAAGACAUUAAUAUUCUUGAGGCAGUGUUAACGCAAUUCGAGCUAGCCCACCAAGACCAGCCCAACCCAGGUUGACUUCAAAGUGCGAGGCAUUAGAUACAGCUUUUUUUCUCGAAUUUCAACAACGAGGUACGCUACAACAGGACAUGCUAUUGGUUUUCGCCAUUAUCCUUGGAAACUCAAGACAGACAGUGAGAAAGAUGCAUCUGGUCCUCAGUGUACUGUGUCUCUCUAUGCUCACACUGAGCUGCCUGAGUAACACUGGUGAGAUAGAGAUAGGUUGUGGACAAUGGACAACAUCUGCUGGUUCUACUGAUGUCUGCUGUGAAAGGUGCAAUCCAGGGAACCGUCUGGUGACACGCUGUGGUCCAGACCCCAAAAAGCUGUGUGUUCCAUGUGGGAAUGAGACCUACACAACUGACAGUUCAUCACACUCCUGUCACAGGUGUACUCAGUGUGUAGGUGGCGCCCAAUUCCUUAAGAAGGCCUGUACAAAAAGCAAGGACACAGAAUGUGACUGUAUGGCAGGAUUCCGAUGUGGUGAUGACCACUGCACCUUCUGUGUUGAGGAGUGUGGGAAGGGCCAGGAACCUCUUCCCGCUGCACGGUCCUGCCGGAAUUGUCCAGAUGGGACCUUCAAUGACCAAAUCCAUGAGAAGUGCAAGUCUUGGAGAAUAAGCUGUCCCCAUCCCAAUGAACACAUUGUUACCUUGGGAGAUGCUGUUAGUAACAGCAAGUGCGGCAUUGCCAACAUUGUAACGCCCGAAGUCAACACCUUACCUACAACAUUGCCGGACCAUGAGGGGCUGGUUUGGGCUGUAAGUACCUCAUUUGGGGUCUUUAUCAUCCUUAUCAUCUUGUUUCUGGUCAUCAUCACCAAAAAGAAACAAGAGAAGACGGCCCCCAAGGAGCCAACCCUUAUUGUGCUAACUCCUCCUACAGAUGAGCCCAGGAGCCUGAUAGAGAUCAGUUUCCACAACCCUCAGCAGGAGCAGGGCAGCAGCUCCGAAAUCCUGUGCUCCCAGGACUCUGAAACCAAGCUCCUGCCUGUGUGAGUGGCAGUGGACUUACUUUCUCGUGUUCUUAUUUCUAUUUUGUUCUACUUGACUUUUUGUAUUUAUUUUUGUAUAGUAUUACUGAUAUUUGUUGCAUUGUUGGGAAAGGCAUUUAAUUGUACUUGUGCACGUGGCAAUUAAAAACUUGGAACAGGGUCA
Messenger RNA from Coregonus clupeaformis (lake whitefish), 1588 nucleotides. RefSeq names its product tumor necrosis factor receptor superfamily member 9. Gene Ontology annotation, cellular component: external side of plasma membrane. The record is from RefSeq and is a predicted model, not a curated record. Lineage: Eukaryota; Metazoa; Chordata; Actinopteri; Salmoniformes; Salmonidae. The coding region runs from base 521 to 1429 and encodes 302 amino acids. The transcript is spliced from 8 exons. Gene Ontology annotation, molecular function: signaling receptor activity; cytokine binding. Gene Ontology annotation, biological process: regulation of cell population proliferation.